AUGACCUCCGCCGUCCUCGCCGGCCGGAAUGAGGUCCACCACGCGCACCCGCACCACCGCCACUGGGGCGGCGCCCGCGUCCCCCUCAUGCCCAAUCCGUCCUCCAACCCUAACCCUAGGCGCCACCACCCCGCGGGGGGCCCAAACCCUAUCCCCAGCGGCUCGCCGCCGGCGCCGCCGCGGGCCGUCCCGGCGGUCGCCGCGGCCGAGCCCUUGCCGUCGUCUUCGGGGCACGUGAAGUUCAGGCCGUCGGAAAUGACCCCCGCCGAGGCCAGGCUUCUCCGCGCGCGGCUCACCGGCGAGCUCGGCCGCGUCCGCGCUUUCCUCUCCCGCAUCGACUCGUUGCAGGACGGGCAGCGCCGGCGCCGGCGCCCGGAGCCCCCCGCGCGCCGCUCGUCCCCGUUCCCGCCGCCGGUGCUGGUGGAGGCGAUGCGGAAGCGGUGCGCGGACAUCCUGAUGCGGCUGCGGAGAUCGAAGAAAAGCGUGUGGUUCAACUCCCCCGUCGACGUGGAGGGCCUCAAGCUCCACGACUACCGCGCCAUCAUACGGAGCCCCAUGGAUCUCGGCACCGUCAAGCAGAACCUCACCGCUGGCCGGUUCCCCUCGCACGAGGCGUUCGCCGGCGACGUCCGGCUCACCUUCAACAACGCGCUGCGGUACAACCCGCCCGACCACCACGUGCACAGGUACGCCGGCAACCUCCUCGCCUCGUUCGAGGGGAUGUACAAGGAGGCCGUCUCGUGGUUCGAGCAGCAGCGCCAGCAACUCGAGCCACCAAUGCAGCUCGAUCUGCCGCCGCCGCCACCACCACCACCACAGCUGCCAGUUUCUGUGCCAGUGCAAGCGCCCCUGAGGAUGGGGGGUGGGAGGAAGCCCAAGCCCAAGGCGAGGGAGCCAAACAAGAGGGAGAUGGAUGAGGAGGAGAAGCAGAAGCUGAGGGUGGAGAUUGAGAACCUGCCCGAGGAGAAGAUGCUGAAUGUGCUGCAGAUUGUGCAGAAGAGGAACAGUGAUCCAGCAUUGACGGGGGAGGAGGUGGAGCUUGAUUUUGAUGACCUGGAUGUCGAGACCAUGUGGGAGCUUGAUCGAUUUGUGGUCAAUUGGAGGAAGGCGCUAAAGAAGAACCAGCGGAAUUCUAUGAUGAAUGGUGAUGCUGCUGCCAUGAAUGGACACGCCAUCGAUGUGACAAUUGUUCCGGAUGAUGAUGACAUGGUCGAGGUUGCUGUCAAUCCGUCUGUGGUGGUUGAAAUUGGAGAGUCCGAGACUGACAUUCCAAAGAAGAGGGAAAUGGAGGCGGAGGACGAGUAUGUGGAUAUCGGUGAUGAGAUGCCAACGGUGAAUUACCAGUCGGUGGAGAUUGAGCGGGAUUCCCCAGCAGCUAGCGGCUCAAGCGGAUCAGGAAGUGGCUCAUCUUCAUCCAGUGAUUCUGACUCGGACUCUGAAUCUGAUGGGGAUGAUGCAAGCGCCCCGCACUAG
Molecule: messenger RNA, 1473 nt
Organism: Miscanthus lutarioriparius
Lineage: Eukaryota; Viridiplantae; Streptophyta; Magnoliopsida; Poales; Poaceae
Source: the annotation of a GenBank genome assembly